Messenger RNA from Hippocampus comes (tiger tail seahorse), 4210 nucleotides. It is a transcript of the gene eps15l1a, whose product is annotated as epidermal growth factor receptor pathway substrate 15-like 1a. Gene Ontology annotation, molecular function: calcium ion binding; cadherin binding. The coding region runs from base 263 to 3067 and encodes 934 amino acids. Gene Ontology annotation, biological process: endosomal transport; endocytosis. NCBI's taxonomy places the organism in Eukaryota, Metazoa, Chordata, Actinopteri, Syngnathiformes, Syngnathidae. The record is from RefSeq and is a predicted model, not a curated record. The transcript is spliced from 26 exons. Gene Ontology annotation, cellular component: plasma membrane; cytoplasm; clathrin coat of coated pit.
ACGAUUGAAUAUGUCUAUCCGCGGGUGGCAGACCGCGAGUAAGAGGAUCCACGAGCGUUCCCAAGAGACAAUAAACAUGCAGUGAAAAAAACGCUCGAAUGAGGGCAGCGUCGCGCCAUAGAGUCUGAAAUGCAAGAGUAGAAGAAGAAAGGCGCGCAAACGCGACUUUUGGGGAUCCCGAGUAGCGAGGCAAACGCUGUCCGCUGGGGGGCGCAGUUUCCCGGCUGCGUUGGGAGGGUGCGUUCCCGCAGCAACAGGGAAGAUGGCAGCGCUCACAUCUCUCAGCCAGUUGACGAGCGGGAGCCCCGUGUUUGAGAACUUUUACAGACAGGUGGAUCCGGGAAACACGGGAAAAGUGGGACCAACAGAAGCUGCCCUGUUCUUGAAAAAGUCUGGACUUCCAGAUGUCACGCUGGGAAAGAUUUGGGAUCUGGCUGAUCCGGAGGGUAAAGGCUACCUGGACAAGCAGGGUUUUUACGUGGCGCUGCGAUUGGUGGCCUGCGCACAGAGCGGCCAUGACGUCAGUGUGUCCAGCCUCAACCUCAGUGUGCCGCCGCCCAAAUUUAAGGACAACAGCAGUCCUUCUCUGAGCACCUCCACUGAAGCCCACUGGGCUGUCAGGCCGGAGGAAAAGAACAAAUUUGACGGUAUUUUUGAAAGCCUCUCGCCGCUCAACGGCCUGCUGUCAGGAGAGAAGGUCCGACCCGUCCUCAUCAAUUCAAAGUUGCCUCUGGACGUCCUCGGCAAGGUUUGGGACCUGAGUGACAUUGAUAAAGACGGCCAUCUGGACCGAGACGAGUUUGCCGUGGCCAUGCACCUGGUGUACCGUGCGCUGGAGAAGGAACCCGUUCCCGCCCACCUGCCCACCGCCCUCAUCCCCCCAUCCAAGAGGAAAAAAAGCUUGUGCUCGGUGGUGGGCGGGGUCCCCCCGCUACCGGCUAGCCCGCCGCCUCCCAAAGACUCCCUGCGCUCCACGCCGUCCCACGGCAGCAUGAACUCCCUGAACAGUACGGGCAGCCUGUCCCCCAAACACACCCUCAAGUCUGGACAGCACUCCGUCAACUGGGCAGUCCCGGCGUCAGACCGCGGUCGCUACGACGACAUCUUCCUAAAGACGGACACCGACCUUGACGGUUUUGUCAGUGGGCUGGAAGUGAAGGACAUCUUCAUGCAAUCUGGACUCUCUCAAGGCGUCCUUGCCCAUAUAUGGGCUCUGGCCGACACCAGACAAAUGGGCAAGUUGACCAGGGAGCAGUUUGCCCUCGCCAUGCAUCUCAUCCAGCAGAAAGUGAGCAAGGGUGUGGACCCCCCUCAGUCGCUUACGGCGGAUAUGAUCCCGCCUUCGGAGAGGGGAACUCCCGUCCCGAGCAUGUCGGGGUACAUGACGCCAGUGGGAUCCGAGAUGGCGGCGCUGUCGGAGAUGAGGAGGGACAGCUCCAGCUCGGUGGGUUCGGGCGAGUUUACGGGGAUCAAGGAGCUGGACGACAUCAGUCAGGAGAUCGCCCAGCUGCAGAGGGAGAAGUACACUCUGGAGCAGGACAUCAGAGAGGCGGAAGAGGCCAUCAGGCACAAGAGCGCCGAGGUGCAGGAGAUGCAGAAUGACCUGGACCGAGAAGCGGCCUGUCUGCAGGAGCUGGAGGCGCAGAAACAGGAUGCCCAGGACCGCCUGGAGGAGAUGGACCAGCAGAAGCACAAGCUGGAGGACAUGCUGAACGAGGUCCGCAUCAAGUGUCAGGAGGAGUCUCAGAUGAUUUCAACGCUGCAGAGUCAGAUCCACUCUCAAGAGUCGGAUCUGCAGAACCAGGAGGAGGAGCUGGGCCGGGCCAAGGCCGACCUGAGCCGGCUGCAGCAGGAGGAGGACCAGCUGGAGCAGAGUCUGGCUGCCGGCAAGAUCCAGCUGGAGACCAUCAUCAAGUCUCUGAAGGCCACGCAGGAUGAGAUCAACCAGGCACGCAGCAAGCUGUCGCAGAUCCAGGAAAGCCAGCAGGAAGUGUCCAAAAGCAUCGAGCAGUACAACAGCACCCUGAACGGAACCCACGGAGGAAGCAUGACCAACCUGGCCGACAUGAGCGAGGGCUUCAGCGACAGGGAGAACGGAACGUUCCCCUCCAUGGGGACGGUCUCACAGCCACAGCAAGAAGAUCCGUUCAAAGUGAAGCCGUCUGUAUUCAACAGUCAGCCUCAGGAGCUCCACGCCGACCCCUUCCACUCGGAGGACCCCUUCAGGGCGGACCCUUUCAAAGGAGACCCCUUCCAAAACGACCCCUUUGCAAAGUCGCCUGCAGCCUCGACAGAUCCAUUUGGUGGUGACCCGUUCAAAGAGACGGACCCGUUCAAGGCCUCAUCUGAAGAUUUCUUCAAGAAGACCGCAAAGCUGGACCCCUUCGCCACAGCGGACCCCUUUAGCAAGAGCGCCACGCUACCCUCCAAGCAAAUGGGUCAUUUCACGAGUAAUGACCCGUUUUCCGGCAGCAACCCCAAAUGCAAAGGCGCAGAUUUGUUCGGCUCUUUGGAUCCAUUUGGCAGCGGCUCCUUCAGCAGCAGCAGUAACAGCAGCUCUGCCGCUUUCGCCGACUUCAGCCACAUGGCCAAGCCCAGAGAUCCAUUCGAAGGCCGCGCCAGCUGGCUGCCAGACUACCAGAAGGCUGUAUUUGCAGAUGAUCCGUUCAGCAGGAAGAGCGACACACCGGCCCUGCCCCCCAAAAAAGGAGUUCCACCGAGGCCCAAACCCCCCAGUGGUAAGACGACGCCAGUGAACGUGUCCGGCCCGACGGAAGCCCCCAAGCCAAGCGACCCCUUCCAGCCGUUUGGCCGGGACAUUGUCGACCCUUUCCAGAGUAAAAAAGGUUUAGGGGACCCCUUCAGCGGCAAGGAUCCUUUUGCCCCGCCAUCCUCAGCACCAAGACCUGACAAAGUCAAGUUUAAUAACGAGGCUCAGCAGCUGGAGUGGGCCAAGCGCGAGAGCGAACGGGCCGAGCGGGAGCGCCUGAAGCGUCUCCGGCAGCAGGAGCAGGAAGACCUGGAGCUCGCCAUUGCCCUCAGCAAGGCUGAGAUGUCCAACGCGUGACUAGUCGCCCACCGACAUGACUCUUGAAUAUUCUCUAAACACACACACACACACACACACACACACACACACACCAUUGACAACUUCAGGAUGAACAAAAAAAACGCAACCCACUUCCGAGUAUUGCGUUAAGCCCAGGCGCCCUUGUCUCCUCAGGCAGCGUCGGUUAGCAUCCGCUGGUGCUUAAAAAAAAAAAAAAAAAAACAUGAAUAAACGCUCCAGAAUGACUGAAUGGGAUUAGACGCUCUACAUCAUCAUCGUCAUUGUUAACAAUUCACUGUGAUGAGAAGGACAAAAAGGCUGGAAAACCUCCACUCAGUGUUUCUUUUUGUUAAACCUCCAUUGUCCAAACGUGCCACAACAAAAUGGAAGAUGGACAUUUGGUAUGUUAGUGGUAAGCAACGUUACCUCGUGGUUUUUCGCCCCAUCAUCCUUCCUUUUGGUUUCUAUUUCAAGUGUGUUAUUGCCCAAGAGUCCAAUCCUGAUACUGGCCAACAAAAUGGAAGACAAUUUGGAGAGUUGGCACAUCGCGACAUUUGCUCCCGCUUUUCACCUUGUUGUUGUUCCAUUUAAUUGAAGACUCUAAAUUCCCUGACGCCGUGAUUGUUUGUCCAUAUUGUGCCCUGUGAUUGGCUGGUGACUCAUCCAAUUUCAAAAGGGAUAGGCUCCAAAUGGAUGGGUCAAUUUCCACUAGCAGACAAAAACAAAAAGAAAACAGGAGUAGCGGUAGCAGUAUUAGCUUGUGAUUGCACACAUUUAAUAAUUUUGAUAACUUUAUGAGGGAAUUGUUUGUUGUUGUUUUUUUGUUUGUUUGUUUUUUUAACACAAGUGUUUUAAGAUUUUGAUUUGGAGAUGUUUGAAACUAUAACUGGUGAUGAUGUUGGACAGAACAGGAACCCGGUAGAAACUGGAAAUGUGUUAACCACUCACUAACUUUUUUUGUUGUUAUGUACUUGAAGCAGCGACCGAAUGGCCGUGACUGACUACACACACACACACACACACACACACACACACUCACACACACUACUGACAUUUUUCAUCAUUUAUCUUCUCUGUAUGAGACCUGCCGUACUUAUUUAUUCCUGAUGAUAGGAAGGUUUACAUUGCGCUUCCUUGCAAAUCUCAACCACUUAAAAAAAA